Rosa chinensis is the source of this 876-nucleotide messenger RNA. Its product is annotated as glutamate--tRNA ligase, cytoplasmic. Lineage: Eukaryota; Viridiplantae; Streptophyta; Magnoliopsida; Rosales; Rosaceae. The transcript has 3 exons. Gene Ontology annotation, molecular function: glutamate-tRNA ligase activity; ATP binding. Gene Ontology annotation, biological process: glutamyl-tRNA aminoacylation. The record is from RefSeq and is a predicted model, not a curated record. The coding region runs from base 1 to 876 and encodes 291 amino acids. Gene Ontology annotation, cellular component: cytosol; methionyl glutamyl tRNA synthetase complex.
AUGAAGGACAAGGUCCAUGCAGAAGUGUCUUCGUGGCGUGCCGGGAAAAAAUGUUCAGCGAAAUUGAAAGAGAACCCAGCCAGUCAGCAGUCCAAGGCUAAAGCAGGAACCACCCGAGGAACAUUCGAGGUAGAUCUACCGGAGGCUGAGGCUGGAAAGCUUAUUGUGCGGUUUGAUGAUACUAAUCCUGCUAAAGAAAGCAAUGAGUUUGUCGAUAAUCUUCUCAAAGAUAUUCAGACUUUGGGUAUCAAGUACGAGGAGGUUACCUAUACUUCAGAUCACUUGGAUGAGUUGAUGGAUAUGACCGAGAAGCUGAUUAACCAAGGUAAAGCAUAUGUCGACGAUACACCUAGAGAAGAGAUGCAAAAGCAACGGAUGGAUGGGAUUGAGUCAAAGUGUAGAAACCACAGCAAAGACGAAAAUUUGAAACUGUGGGAGGAGAUGAAAGCAGGUAUAACUCAUGCCCUUCGAUCUAGUGAAUACCAUGAUCGCAACGCCCAGUACUAUAGGAUUCAAGAGGAUAUGGGACUGAGAAAAGUCCAUGUGUAUGAGUUCAGUAGCUUGAACAUGGUCUAUACACUCCACAGCAAGCGGAAGCUUUUGUGGUUUGUUCAAAAUGACAAGGUCAAUGGAUGGGAUGAUCCUCGAUUCCCAACUGUUCAAGGAAUCGUGCGUAGAGGUCUCAAAGUUGAAGCAUUGAUACAGUUCAUUCUUGAGCAGGGGGCUUCAAAGAAUCUGAAUCUUAUGGAAUGGGAUAAACUGUGUACUGUUGUAAAUGAUAAUGACUAUUCGUGCAAUAAGUAUUGCUUAAUGUAUGCGAUUAACAGACUCGUAAUGCAUGCGAUUGACAAACUCGUAAUGCAUGCGAUUGACUAG